AGCAAAGUGGAGAACUUAUAUGUUCAGUCAUUUCCCUGGCAGCUAUAUUUGCUUUAGUACAUACAAGCGAAGCAACUUGUGCAAACAAGGCUGUCUAUGAUGAAUGUAAUACUAUAGGACAAAACCAACUAACAGCUUGCUAUGCUAAACCUAAUGAUUUCGCCUGUCAAUGUACCGCGAUGAAAGCCAUUCGCGAUUGCUAUCGUCAAUGUCCUGAUGAUACAGACAUCACUAGCCAAGGAAAUUCCUAUCAGACAGCUGUAGAUCAAGUGUGUGGUUAUGCAAAUCCACAGACAGCUCCCGCUCCGGCCCAACCAACUAUAGCACCAGCUGGUCCAGUGAAUCCAACAACUCCAGUGAAUCCAACAACUCCAACGAAUCCCUCCGCUCCAAAUGGACCAUCACCUAACCAGCCUACACAAUCUGGUUCACAAUCUAGUACACAAUCUG
Molecule: messenger RNA, 450 nt
Organism: Dentiscutata heterogama
Lineage: Eukaryota; Fungi; Glomeromycota; Glomeromycetes; Diversisporales; Gigasporaceae
Source: the annotation of a GenBank genome assembly